Molecule: messenger RNA, 1601 nt
Organism: Danio rerio (zebrafish)
Lineage: Eukaryota; Metazoa; Chordata; Actinopteri; Cypriniformes; Danionidae
Source: RefSeq, a predicted model, not a curated record
CACGCCUCAGCUCAGGCGUCAGGAAGUGAUGUGUUUCUCCUCCUCCAGCGCGACCAGCGACACGCCCAGCUCAGGAAAGCGCCUUUUUAACGUUCUGGAAUCAUUUACGAUAUGUCGUCAUUAAGUGUGAAAUCGGAUAAAGAGAUCUGCCAGCUGCUGGAUGAAUAUGGCAUCAAACAUGGACCCAUAGUAGAAUCCACAAGAAAGCUCUAUGAAAAAAAACUGAAUGAGGCCAUGGCCAAAAAAACCAAGCCUUCCUCACCUGACAAAACAUACUACAGAGAAGAACAGGAAGAAGUGGAAUAUGUUACCUAUCAUCAGCCCCAGCAACAAACAAGACACGAAGUAUAUGGUGAUGUCACAAGGAGAUCAAAGGCCAGCGAUUCAGAUUUUGCCCACGAUGUGGGGUCAAAGUUGUCAGCCUACAGAGAUGAUGUUGACUAUACCAACGAGCCUGUCACCCGCCAGUCUCACUCAGCCUAUCAGAGCUCUUCUCGUCCGCCAACCUCUAAACCCGUCCAGAGUGCAGAGAGCACAAAGUCUGCAGGUGUGCCGGCGUGGCUGCGCAUCCUGGUGUUUCUCAUCAUCGCUGCCUUUUUGUAUUAUGUAUACACAUCUAUGGAGCCAGCAGAAGAGACGCCCUUCAAAACCAUUCAGUAGAACAUAUUAUAGUCAUCAGCCCCAACCAAAACUCACUUAUUUAAAGAACCACCAAAAAUAGAGCUUGAUCUAACUGCAAACCAUGUUCUCUGAUAGAGUUGUUCUGCCACCACCAAUUGGUGUAAUAUGUUAGUCAAAUAUUUGUCUUGCACAUUUUUAUAAAGAAACAGAAACGUAUGAAAGGUGAAUUUUUAUAAUGACUGGGGCAUUUUCAACAUUUUAGAGCUUAUUUUCUUUUAAAAUUGAAUGUUGACAUAUUUACGCUGUGUCCGUAUGUUAGAGGCUUAUGUUCUUGGGAUAUUCUGUAAAGCUUUAUUUGGUAUUCUGCCUCUGUUUGCUUUUUUUUUUCUUGGUUUAAACCGUUUUUUCCGCCUAUAAUUUUUAGGGUGCUGAAUUCUUCUGAAGCAGUGCAGAUUUAAUACACACAUUGUGCUAUUCUAUGUACAUUAAAAUGCUUAUGUAGAGGGAGGCACAAGCACGCACACACUACAUUUACAUUAGUAGUAACAUAAGUGCCUUUGUUACGAUUGUUAUUUAAAAAAAGUAUAAAAGAAAUAUAUUGUAUAAACUGAAUUCAUUUUUGUUAAAAAAAAAAAAAACCCUAAGUAUUAUCCUCUCGACAAUAUUGAUAACACUAUUAGAAUGCAUUGCUCAUUUUUUGUUUACUGUUUUGUUUUAAUAUAGUUUCCCAUAAAAGUAGCUAUGCUACUGAUAUAUUAAUAUUGAGUUUUCGUUAGAUAUUGAUGUUUUAUUGUGUGAAUUACGGAAAGUAAAUGAACAAAAUGUUUAAACAUUCGUCAAAUUGGAAAAUGACUAACAAUUUAAACCCAUGCAAACCACUUGUAAAAUAUCUGCUUACCUUGGCUGGCAUUUGUUUUUUUUCCUGUAUGCAUCAGCUUGAAACUCUUUUUGAGCAAAAAUAAAGUUGUUUUAAGAAAGUU